CAUACCCAAAUCAUUGGGUUCCAUACUUUAUAAUUAUAAUUAUACUUUAUAAUUAUAAAGUAUGAAUUAUACUUUAUAAAACUAUAAUUCACUUAUACAAGUAAAUGUGGAAUUAUAAUUCAGUGUCUAAAGAAACACAGAAGUGCUGCGCUUCUAUAGAUUCCUAUCUCUAUGGUCGUCCCAUAAUACAGUAGAGUCUCACUUAUCCAACAUAAACGGGCCGGCAGAAUGUUGGAUAAGAGAAUAUGUUGGAUAAUAAGGAGGCAUUAAGGAAAAGCCUAUUAAACAUCAAAUUAGGUUAUGAUUUUACAAAUUAAGCACCAAAGCAUCAUGUUAGACAACAAAUUUGGCAGAAAAAGUAGUUCAAUACACAGCAAUGCUAUGUAGUAAUUACUGUAUUUAUGAAUUUAGCACCAAAAUAUCACGAUAUAUUGAAAAUAUUGACUACAAAAAUGCGUUGGAUAAUCCAGAACGUUGGAUAAGCGAGUGUUGGAUAAGUGAAACUCUACUGUAUAAACAAUAAAAAGUCAUAUGGAAACCAGAAGUCGAUAUGGCGGUGCCGUGUCUAUUUAAUCCUAACUCUUUGGCCUGGAGAGUGGGCGGGGCCGAGGAAGACGUCACGACCCGCCUCCUUUUUUUUUCCAGGUUCUGUCUAGGCUUCCGGAGCGGCGUUCUCUAUGGCGAGGGAAAGAGAGAAGGGGGUGGUCGGCCUAGAGCGCCUCCGGAAGCGGAAGCUUCGUUCUUGUUUCCUUUUUCCGGCCGAGGAUGUGAGGCGCGGCGGCGACGCGGAAAGGAAGGGAAAAGAGAGCGAGAUGGGCGACGACAUGGACGUGAUUCCCGAGCGGGAAAUGAAGGACUUCCAGUUCCGGGCCCUGAAGAAAGUGCGGCUCUUCGAAGCCCCCGAGGAGCUGCCCAAGGAGCGCUCCAGCCUCCUCGCCAUCUCCAACAAAUACGGCCUGGUCUUUGCUGGAUGUGCGGCCGGGCUGCAGGUCUUCCAGACGAGGAACCUCCUGAUGCAGAUCCAGAUUGGGGAUUCGCCCAACAAAAUAGUUGAGAACGUCCAGGGCCUGUUUGUCCCCACCAAGUUCCGCGUCCAUCACUUGGCCCUGAGCUGCGACAACCUGACCCUCUCGGUCUGCAUGGCCUCCAACGAGGUCGGCUCCUUCAUCGGCUUUUUCGACGUCCGCACCUUUGUGAACCAGGCCAAGCCGCAGAAGCGUCCCUUUGCCUACCAGAAGAUGCCGGCGGCCCUGGUCAGCGACCUGAAGUGGAACCCCGUGAACGCCGCCAUGCUGGCCGUCUGCCUGUCCGACGGGAGCGUCUCCGUCCUGCAGGUGACCGAUUCGGUCAAGGUGUUUGCCACGCUCCCCGCCUCCGUGGCCGUCACGUCAGUGUGUUGGAGCCCCAAAGGGAAGCAGCUGGCGGUGGGCAAACAGAACGGCACCGUGGUCCAGUAUCUGCCGAACCUUCAGGAGAAAAAAAUCAUCCCUUGCCCUCCGUUCUAUGAUUCGGAUAAUCCUGUCAAAGUCCUGGACGUCUUGUGGAUCGGGACUUACGUCUUCACCAUCGUCUAUGCUGCCGCGGAUGGGACCUUGGAGACGUCUCCCGAAGUGGUGAUGGCCGUGUUGCCGAAAAAGGAGGAGAAAAGGCCGGAGCUGUUUGUGAAUUUCAUGGAGCCCUGUUACGGGAGCUGCACAGAGAGGCAGCAUCACUACUUCCUGAACUACGUCGAAGAGUGGGAUCUGGUUCUGGCCGCUUCGGCGGCUUCCACGGAAGUCAGCAUCCUCGCGAGGCAAGGCGACCAGAACAACUGGGAGCUGUGGGUCCUGGAAGACUCCAGCCGAGCCGAGCUGCCCGUGACGGACAAGAGCGACGACACGCUGCCCAUCGGACUGGCCAUCGAUUACACCAGCAACAGCCCCAUCGUCAUCAGUGAGGAGAAGUCUGUGGAUCCGGCCCCGGUCCUGUUGCUCCUCUCGACAGAUGGGGUGCUGUGUCCCUUCUAUAUGGUCAACCAAAACCCCGGGGUCCGGACCCUCCUCGUGACGCCGGAGCCUCUGUCGGCAGAAGGGGAGCGAGGAGCAAAGGCGGCUGGGAGCACUCCACCUUCCUCUGCCCCUCCGAGGAUGGAUCCAACGCCUCCUCUUCCUGCUCCCGCCGCCACCGCCUUCUCGUUUGCGACCUCCACUUUGAAAGCCCCGCCGGGGUCAGCCGAGGCCCCCGGCCCCCCUCCCUUUGCUCCGGACGCCUCCAAGUCCCUGAGCGGAGCCUCGGGGUUCGCCUUCUCCCCCGCGCCCCCCAAGGCCCCCCCGACUCCGGCCCCUUUGGCUGCCGCCACUCCGCCUCCCGCCUCCUCGUUCUCCUUUGGAUCCAUGAGCUUCAAAACGAGCGCGGACAGCCCUUCCGGCCCCCUGCCCGCCUCAACGCCCCUCGGGCCGAAGCAGAGUUUCACCCCCUCAACAGCGUCUGUCAAAGUCAACCUCAGCGAGAAGUUCACAGCUGCAGACUCGUCGUCUCCCGCAGCCACCGCCACGAGCAUGAAUAGCCCAAGCCCUGCUGCUGCCGCCACCGCCUUCUUUUCUCCGGCCGUGAAGCUUGUGCCUGCAGGACCCCAAAGCCAGGCCGCCGCCGUGCGCUUUUCUCCGCCUUCCGCACCUAUGAAAAGCUCCACCCCGGCACCUUCCCCAGUGGUGCGUCCCCCCCAGAGCGCCUCCCCAGCACCCGGUCUUCAGAAAACCGCCAAAAUUCCCCCUUCUGUGUCGAAAGCAGGCCCUUCCCAGGGCCGGCAGCCGCCUCCUGUCUCCGGGACAGAGAAGCCGGUUCACCAAUGGAAGGACUCCGACCCGGUCAUUGCAGGGAUCCGAGAGGAAAUCGCCCACUUCCAGCAGGAGAUGGCGGAGCUGAAAGGCCGGACCGCCAAGGCCUCCUUCCUGGUCGGCACCGAGGAGGAGAAGAAGCUGCUGCGGGCCGAGGCCAACGCCCUGCACACCUUCCUCUUGGAGAUCAAGGAGACCACGGAGUCCCUCCACGGAGACAUCAGCCUCCUGAAGACCAACCUCUUGGAAGGCUUUGCGGGGGCCGAAGACGCCAAGGAGAAGGAGGAGCGGGCCCACAGCGCCGAGUACCUGCACCUCCUCUACAAGAAGCCCCUCGACCCCAAGAGCGAGGCCCAGCUCCAGGAAAUCCGGCGUCUGCACCAGUAUGUGAAGUUUGCCGUUCAGGACGUGAACGACGUUCUGGAUUUGGAGUGGGACCGACAUCUGGAGCAGCAGAAGAAGCAGAAGCGCCUGGUGGUCCCCGAGCGGGAGACCCUCUUCAGCGCCCUGACCAACAACCGGGAGAUCAUCAACCAGCAGCGGAAGCGGCUCCAGGGCCUGGUGGGGGGUCUUCAGGAGCUCCGCCUCUACAGCCGCACCCCCGCCUGGGGACGCCCGGGACCCCCCUCCCCACCCAGCAACGUCCAGAGCCUCGACAGCGAACUGGAGAGCCUGAGCAAUGCCUUGACCAAAGCCACUCUGGAACCUUCCGGCAAAAUGUUGCCGAAACCAGCCACCAAACUGUCGCCGGUGAAGCAGAUGCAACUGAGGAACUUCCUGUCGAAGCGGAAAGUGCCACCCGUGCGGUCGACCGCGCCAGCCAGCCUCUCCCAGUCGGCCUUCCUCUCCGUGAGGUUCGGGGACGACCUGGACGAGGUGAGCUCCACGUCGUCGGCUGCCGCCUCCCUCGAGAACGAAGAGCUCCGGGUCGGGGUGCCCGAGGAGGAGGAGGAGGAGGCGGAAGAGGAGGAAGCCGCAGAGGAGCCCGUGGCCCCGCUCCAGGCGCCCCCCCGCCACGCCCCCGUGGUCCGGACCCCCUCCGUCCAGCCCGGACUCAUGCCACAGCCCCUGGCCCUUGGCAAACCACAGAUCCCGGCCGGCGCUUUGGCCUCCACCCCCAAAGGCCUCCUUCCGACGGGGGCAGACAGCACCAUGUUGGCCACCAAGACGGUGAAGCACGGGGCCCCGGGACCCCUCCCGGCUCCUCAGGCCGCGGCCGAAGCAGCGCUCCGGAGGCAGAUGGCCAGCCAGGGACCGGCCGCUUCCUUGACGGAGUCGACGCUGAAGAACGUCCCGCAGGUGGUCAACGUGCGAGAGCUCAGGAACAACUCCGCUCCACCGGCUGUCGCGGCCGUCCUCGGCUCCUCGGUGCCUCAGUCGGCCGCUCAAGCCGUCCACCAAGUCCUGGCCACGGUGGCCACCAGUCAAGGCAGCCAGGGUCCUCUUCCUGGCGGUUCCAUCAAAGCGCAGCCUCCUCCCAGUUCAACUCCAGGCGCUGCCGUGGCCUCCACUGGUCAGACUGGGAAGAAGAACGCAGGGCCCGGAUCGGGGUCCGUGAAGGCCGUGGCCUCGUCGUCUCCCGCGCCGUCGGUCCCGUCCACAGCCGCCCAGUUCAACAAGCUGUUCUCCGCCUCCGCCUCCGCCUCCGGGUCUGUACUUUCCCUCCUUCAUCCGGAUUUCCUUCCCGUGCCAUCUGGAGCCCUGGUUAUGCCUGGAUUCAACUUUGCCGCCCCGGCCACAUCUGGCCCUACAUCUUUACCAGCCGCGACGAAAGAGCCGAGCCCGCCGGAUGCCUUUUCUCUUGCCGGGAGCAUGAAAUUCGGGACCUCCGGGGAAUCCUCCUUUGCUUUUGGGUCUGCCAAACCGGCCGCUCUUCCCGCCUCCUCCGUGGCCGGAAGCGGCUCCGGCGACCCUUGCCCCCCGACCACCGUGGCCGUGGCUCCCGCCCCUGUCGCCUCCACCCCGAACAAGGCGGAGAAGCAAGGCGAGCCCCUUCCUCAGGGCCUCCCGGUCAUCGGAGAAACCAUCGGGAGCUUCUCGGGCCUCCGGGUCGGUCCGGCGGAUGAGAAUCCCCCCAAAGCUCCUUCUAACGUCGCAAACACCGAGGUGACGGAAGUCAGCUCGGCCUCGCUUCCCGUCUUCGGCAACGUCCAGUUGGUGGGAACCGCCCCGGUUUCGGCCUUUGCGGGCAACGCCAAGUCCGCCUUCACGUUUGGGGUCCAAGCAGGCACGGCCCCGCCGGGGUCUGCGUCGAGCGGCCUCUCCUUCGGGAGCCUUUUGACUUCGGCCACGAUUAGCAAAGCGGAGGACGAGGCCGUUCCCGAGAAGCCGCUUCCCGGUGAGGCGACCCCGGAGGGACACGUGCCCCAAACGCUUUCGCCGGGGCCGGAUGCUCCCCCGGAGGUGCCCGCUUUGGUCGACCCCGAAGGCCCCGCCCCCGCCUCGGAGGCCCCCGAAGCCGCCACCACUUCUGCUCCGACGGACCCGAAGGCCCCCCCUCCGGUGGAAACGACCGCCACGUCUCUUCCGGCCACGGGGGCCUCUGCGUUCACAGCGCCUUCCAUCUUCGCGUCCGGACAACCCGCGACCGAUGCUCCGCCGCCCCCGCCGUCCCUCUUCGGCCAGAUCCCUGCGACAGCUACCACGACGGCGUCCUCGCUCUUUGUCCCACCAGCGUCUACGGCCGUUGUCACCACUCCUCCGACUGCGACCGGAUUUACAGCCUUCGGCACUGCCGGAUUCGGGCAGCCAUCAUUCGGUCAGACCCCUGCCUUCGGGCAGCCGGCCAGCACCUCCGCCAGCGGCUUUACUUUCAACCAGACCACCUUCGGGGCCGCCCCCGCUUUCGGCCAACCGGCCACCUCUUCGACUUCCAGCGGGCUUUUCGGGACUCCCUCCAGCACCAGCACCGUCAACUCCUUCUCGUUCGGCCAGCCGUCCUCUUCGUCGUCCUCCACGACGACGGGACUUUUUGGCCAAAGCGGGGGCCCUGCCUUCGGACAGAGCUCCACUUUCGGGCAGGCCGGCUCCGUCUUCGGGAGCGCCGCAACCACGCCAACCUCUUCGGCCGGGUUCAGCUUCUGCCAGGCCUCAGCUUUUGGUUCCAGCAGCACUGUCUUUGGACAAGCAGCCAACCCAAGCGGCGGCCUCUUCGGCCAGCAACCGGCACCCGGCGCGGGUCUCUUUGGGUCCGGCGGCGGCGGCGGACGAGGCGGGGGUUUCUUCAGCGGCCUGGGGGGGAAGCCCAGCCAGGAGGCGGCCAACAAGAACCCCUUCGGCGCCGGCGGAAGCGCCUUUGGCUCCUCGGCCACACAAAGCACCUCGAGCCUUUUUGGGAACAGCGGGGCCAAGGCCUUCGGGUUCGGGAGCCCUGCCGCCGCCGCCACGGCCGCCGCCGCCUCCUCCUUCGGUGAGCAGAAGCCCAUGGGGGCCGGCACCUUCAGCUCCGGAGCCGGGAGCGUGGCCGCCCAGGGAUUCGGGUUCUCCAGCCCCACCAAAGCAGGUGGCUUUGGCGCUGCUCCAGUGUUCGGCAGCCCUCCCACCUUUGGGGGCUCCCCCGGGGGGUUCGGAGGGGUGCCGGCAUUCGGUUCAGCCCCAGCCUUUGCAAGCCCUCUGGGCUCGACCGCAGGCAAAGUCUUCGGAGAGGGCACCGCCGCCGCCAGCGCCGGAGGAUUCGGCUUUGGCGGGACGGCCAACACGGCCUCUUUCGGCACCUUGGCCUCCCAGAACACCCCCACCUUCGGCUCCCUCUCCCAGCAGCCCACCGCAUUCGGAACCCAGAGUGGCGGAGGCGGCGGAUUCUCCGGCUUCGGGACCAACACAGGAGGAGGCUUCGGCUUUGGGUCCUCGAACACAUCCGCCUCCGGAUUCAGCGGAUGGAGAAGCUGAGCGUGUGCGGAGCACAACGUCUGUCUUUCGUCUUUUGUACAAACAGGAAACACACCCCAAGAGGCCUAUUUUUUUUUAACGGAGCGGACCCCGUCUUUCAAUAAAAUUAUUUUCUCUGUGUUGUUGCCUCCGGGCCUGCGAGGUCAGGUUUGUGACUCCAAAGCAAAGUGGGUUUUAUAAAAUAAGAAUAAAAAUCACCGGAACGCGGG
Anolis carolinensis (green anole) is the source of this 6913-nucleotide messenger RNA. RefSeq names its product nucleoporin 214 (gene nup214). The coding region runs from base 678 to 6704 and encodes 2008 amino acids. The record is from RefSeq and is a predicted model, not a curated record. Gene Ontology annotation, cellular component: nuclear pore. The transcript is spliced from 36 exons. Gene Ontology annotation, molecular function: structural constituent of nuclear pore; protein binding. Gene Ontology annotation, biological process: protein import into nucleus; RNA export from nucleus. NCBI's taxonomy places the organism in Eukaryota, Metazoa, Chordata, Lepidosauria, Squamata, Anolidae.